Messenger RNA from Alnus glutinosa, 3089 nucleotides. Its product is annotated as alpha-amylase 3, chloroplastic-like. Gene Ontology annotation, molecular function: alpha-amylase activity; calcium ion binding. The record is from RefSeq and is a predicted model, not a curated record. The coding region runs from base 72 to 2855 and encodes 927 amino acids. The transcript is spliced from 14 exons. Lineage: Eukaryota; Viridiplantae; Streptophyta; Magnoliopsida; Fagales; Betulaceae. Gene Ontology annotation, biological process: carbohydrate metabolic process.
AAAAAAAAAGUACUGCAAAGGAACCCACACACACACUCUCUCUCUUUCUCGCUCCGUUCUGAGCGACCGAAAUGAUGUCGACCGUUAACAUAGAGCCUAUGCUCCACCAGUGUCAUCGUGAGAGUCCUAGGUACGGUCUGAAAUCCAAGGCUUUCAAGCCGCGCUACUUGAAUUGCUCUACGAAUCACAAGCUGGUCUUCCAGGCCCGGAGCUUCUGCAACUUCAGGCCUACCAAGGUUCACGCUCUCAGAGCUAGCUCCACCGCUCUCGUUGAGACCGUCGAAUCCGCCGACCCUUUCUUCAAGGAGACUUUCCCUCUGAAGCAAACUAAAACGGUUGAGGGAACGAUCUUCAUCAGAUUAGAUCAUGGGCCGAAUGAUACAAAUUGGGAGCUUACUGUUGGUUGUGAUCUUCCUGGGAAAUGGAUUCUUCACUGGGGAGUUUCUCAUGUUGAAGAUGUUGGCAGACCAUCUAUAAAAUUUGACAGUGAAUGGGAUCAACCUCCUACUGAAAUGAGACCCCCGGGUUCAAUUCCCAUCAAGGACUAUGCAAUACAGACGCCCUUGAAGAAAUUAUUGUCACCGGAAGGAGACACAUUUUACGAAGUGAAGAUUGAUCUCAAACCCAUCGGUGCAAUUGCUGCCAUAAAUUUUGUUUUGAAGGAUGAAGAAACUGGAUCUUGGUAUCAGCACAAGGGGAGGGAUUUCAAGGUGCCUCUUGUAGACUACCUUCAAGGUGGUGGCAAUAUAGUAGGAGCAAAAAGGAACUUUGAUAUAUGGCAAGGGUUUGGGAGGAGGUGUAUCAUGCGUGGCUGGUUUAUGAUCUUCAACAGUUUUCCUGGGGCUUUGGGGCCGCUAUCUAAGUUGCUCCCUAAAGUAGAAGCGUCACAUUCUAAUGGUCCAGGCAGCAGCACUGAAUCCGAAGACCUUAAACAAGAAAGUAGGAGCCUAGAAGGGUUCAAUGAAGAGCAGCUUAUUGUGAAACAAGUUACUAUUGAUAACUCAGUCACUGUUUGUGUUAGAAAGUGCUCAGAGACAGCUAAAAAUCAUCUAUAUGUAGAAACUGAUCUACCAGGAGAUGUUGUUAUUCACUGGGGAGUUUGCAGAGAUGAUACCAAAAAGUGGGAACUUCCAGCUGCGCCACAUCCACCAGAUACAAUAGUUUUCAAGGACAAGGCUUUGCGGACUCGAUUACAGCCAAAAGAAGGUGGAGAUGGAUCUUUUGGAUUGUUUACUGUAGAGGAAGGACUUGAAGGGUUUCUUUUUGUGCUCAAGCUAAAUGAAAAUACUUGGUUGAAAAGUAUGGGAAGUGACUUCUACAUCCCCCUCUCAAGUUCUAGUAGCUUGCCUGCUAAAUCCAGACAGGGUCUAUCUGAAAGUGCACAGAUAGCUGAAGAUAAUGCAGAAGCAAAUCAAAAAGGAUCUAUUAGUGCAUUAACUACUGGAAUAAUUAAUGAAAUAAGGAACUUGGUAAGUGACAUUUCGUAUGAGAAGGGUCGAAAGACCAAAACUAAAGAAGCACAAGAAAGUAUUCUUCAAGAAAUUGAAAAACUGGCUGCUGAAGCCUAUAGUAUCUUCAGAAGCUCCAUUCCUACUUUCUCGGAGGAAGCUGUUGUUGAAUUCGAGGAACUAAAACCUACGGUCAAAAUAUGCUCAGGGACGGGCACAGGGUUUGAGGUAUUGUGCCAAGGGUUUAACUGGGAAUCUCAAAAAUCUGGAAGAUGGUACAUGGAGCUGAAAGAAAGAGCUUCAGAAUUAUCUUCGCUUGGUUUCACUGUGAUUUGGUUACCACCACCUACAGAAUCUGUGUCACUCGAAGGAUACAUGCCAAAGGAUUUAUAUAAUUUAAAUUCCAGAUAUGGAAAUAUGGAUGAGCUGAAAGAAAUUGUGAAGAGAUUUCAUGGAGUUGGAAUGAAAGUCUUGGGAGAUGUUGUCUUGAAUCACCGCUGUGCACAGUAUCAGAAUCAGAAUGGUGUUUGGAAUAUCUUUGGCGGUCGUUUAAAUUGGGAUGAUCGCGCAGUUGUUGGAGAUGACCCCCAUUUUCAGGGAAGGGGCAACAAGAGCAGCGGAGAUAAUUUCCACGCUGCUCCAAACAUUGAUCAUUCACAAGAUUUUGUGAGGAAGGAUAUUAGAGAAUGGUUAUGUUGGCUAAGGAAAGAAAUUGGGUAUGAUGGGUGGAGGAUGGAUUAUGUCAGAGGAUUUUGGGGUGGUUAUAUCAAGGACUACCUGGAAGCAAGUGAACCUUUCUUUGCUGUUGGAGAGUAUUGGGAUUCCCUCAGUUAUACGUAUGGUGAAAUGGAUCAUAAUCAAGAUGCGCAUAGGCAGAGAAUUAUAGACUGGAUCAAUGCAACUAAUGGAACUUCUGGUGCAUUUGAUGUCACGACCAAAGGGAUUCUUCAUUCAGCACUGGAAAGAUGUGAAUAUUGGCGAUUAUCGGAUCAAAAGGGAAAGCCUCCUGGGGUUGUUGGAUGGUGGCCAUCACGUGCUGUUACCUUUAUAGAGAAUCAUGACACUGGUUCUACUCAGGGUCAUUGGAGAUUCCCACGUGGAAAGGAAAUUCAAGGAUAUGCUUACAUCCUGACUCAUCCAGGAACACCCUCAGUGUUCUUCGACCAUAUUUUCUCUGGCUACCAAUCUCAAGUUGCAGAAUUAAUCUCUAUCAGGAACCGGAACAAAAUCCAAUGUCGCAGUACAGUCAAAAUUGCAAAGGCUGAAAGGGACGUGUAUGCGGCCAUCAUUGGUGACAAAGUUGCAAUGAAGAUAGGACCAGGUCACUAUGAACCCCCAGGUGGGCCCCAGAAAUGGUCUUUUGCUGCUGAGGGAAGAGAUUACAAGGUCUGGGAAGCAGCUGCUUGAUAUAAUCGAAAUGAUUUCAAUCAUAUAUCUCCUAGUGUAUAUAAAAUCCAUCGGUUGCAGAAGGUUUAAUUUACACGGCUAGUUUUCAUCAUUUUUUCUAUGAAGCGCGCAUAUUUGAAGAGCGCCUUAAAGAAUAAUAUAAGCUCCGUUUGUUAGUGUUUUUUAUUUUUUAUUUGUUUGAAAACGUGUUAUAUAUAAUGUAAUAUAAAAAUGAAUGGUUUUGAGUGUUUUGUA